Molecule: messenger RNA, 2702 nt
Organism: Musca domestica (house fly)
Lineage: Eukaryota; Metazoa; Arthropoda; Insecta; Diptera; Muscidae
Exons: 1
Coding region: 18-2681 (887 amino acids)
Molecular function (GO): protein binding
Source: RefSeq, a predicted model, not a curated record
CGCUCAAAAUCUCAUUGAUGUUUGUAACGUUUCAUCUGCCGACAACGCUGGCAGAUGAUUGGUCACAGUCGUGUGCCUCAAAUUGUACCUGCAAAUGGACCAAUGGCAAAAAAUCCGCCAUAUGCAGUUCGCUGCAGCUGACGACGAUACCGACAACGUUGAGCACCGAACUGCAGGUGCUGGUGCUGAACGAUAAUCAUAUACCAUAUCUGAAUCGGGAAGAAUUUACAAAUUUAAAUCUAUUGAAUUUGCAAAGAAUCUAUUUGAAAAAGUCGGAGGUGCAAUAUGUCCACAAGGAGACAUUUAAAGAUCUUAAGAUAUUGGUGGAGAUUGAUUUGUCGGAUAAUAAAAUUGAAAUGCUCGACAAGGAUACGUUUAUGGGAAAUGAUCGUUUGAGAAUAUUGUAUUUGAAUGGAAAUCCGUUGAAAAAAUUGGUGGCUUAUCAAUUCCCCAUUUUGCCCCAUUUGCGAACGCUGGAUUUACACGAUUGUCUGAUAUCGUACAUCGAUCCCAUGGCAUUGGCGAAUUUAAAUAUGUUGGAAUUUUUAUAUUUGAAAAAUAAUCUACUGGAGAGUUUGAGUGAAUAUGUCUUCCAACAUAUGGCGAAUUUGAAAACGUUGGUUUUGGAUGAGAAUCCAUGGCAGUGUAAUUGUAAAUUGAGGAAAUUCCGAAGCUGGUAUGUGAACAGUAGAUUGAAUAGUGUGAGUCUGCUGUGCAAGGGACCACCUCAACACAAGGAUCGCACCUGGGAUCAGGUGGAGGAGGAACAAUUCGGUUGUGGCCCGAAGGUGGAGAUAUUCAACAAUGAAGAUGUUCAGAAUAUUGAAAUUGGAAGCAAUACCACCUUCAGUUGUCUGGUCUAUGGAGAUCCACUGCCGGAAAUCACUUGGGAAUUGAAUGGGAAAAUUCUCGAUUCCGAUAAUGUUAUGUUUGAGGCGGAAAAUGUGGCCUCCGAUAAGUUAUGGAAUAAUUUGACAGUUUUCAAUAUGACCAGUUUAGAUGCGGGAACAUAUGUUUGCACUGGCACGAAUGUAGUGGGUGUGGCAUCGCAGAAUAUUAGCAUUUAUUUGACAGAAAUCGUCCAACAUGUUUUGGUCAAGACACCGGAAACUUUUUGGUAUUUUGGUCUGAUAAUGGGCACAUUUGGAACUGUUUUCCUCUUGAUUUUGAUUUCAUUUGUUGUCUGCCUUUGCAAGAGAACCACACGCCAGCGUAGGCAUCCCAGCAAGACGGGCGUGAAACCCAGUGUCAGUUUUAAUGACCAGGAGAAAAAGCUGCUGGACUUGAGCAUCACAACCACCACCAAUGAUCGGGUGGACAGCUGCCUGGAUAACAAUCACAGUACCGCCACUGCCAUGAGUAAAGCUGAAUCGGUAAUAGGCUUUGAACCUAUCGAAAUCCAUUCGGUGGAUAAUCAUCGCAACAAUGUCCACAAUCAUCAUUCCCUGAUGAUGGGUGGUGGCCACCAUCAGAUGACCCAUCAGCAGCAAUUGCAACAACAUCAUUCGCAUAUGCCAGCCACAAGUGUGGCGGGAGCUACACGCCAGCAACAGCUUAUGGCCGUGGCAGAUGGCUCAUGUAGUGUUGUGGGCAUACCCACGUCCAUGGCCUCGGCUGUGUCCGCCGCUCAUCACAAUCAAAUUCCCGAAGAAUUUCCCCUAAAUGUUGGCGUUUUUCCACCCCCACCAGAAUUCUGUUCCAACAUUGUACCAAAUCCAGCCUAUGGCAAUAUAUUUAUAAGCGUCUCUGUUACUCAGGACAUGUUGGAUGGUACCGAUAUCAGCAUGUAUCCGGAUCUGUUAAAUAUACCCAAGAGAAUACAAGAUAAUCCAGGGGCAGCCAUAACCAUGGGUGGCGGUGGAGGUAACAGUGACACCCUAUCGCCACCACCACCGUCAUCAUCCUCUGGUGGUGCAGGAGGAGCUGCAGCAGCUGUUGCCAACAACAGUUCCUCCAUGGUUAAUGUCACGUCGUUUGCCACCCUGCCUCGUAAUACUCAGCGAAGAGGUAUCCUCAAAAAAGACUCAUCACUGCAGCAACAGCCACAGUUGCCGCAAACAAAUCUCUAUACGCAUGAUGAAAUUGUAUCCUAUCACAAUUUGGAUACCACCUACAGCCAGGGCUAUCAGGAACAUCAAACGGAACUAAUUGGGCUGCCACCACCUCCACCUCCCCCCUCAGUUAAAUGCCAUCACAGCCAGCAGCAACAAACAACGCAGCAGCAACAGCAACAGUCCAGCAAUGCUACCUCCAAACCUUGUAGCGGUUGUAUGUCUGCCGCCCUACAAGCUCCUGGAAGUGCCUGUGCUAGCCCGCCCAUUGAUGCCACACCCCUGCGACCGUUGUGCAAACAAACAUCGGGUGCCUUGGGUUGCCUUAAAUACGACAACAUGGGUCGACGCAUUACAGCCAGUGGCAAUUCAACCCUUUCGUUGCCCGACGAAGAACGUCUGGAAAGUGAGACCCUCUUCAAUGAGGGUAAUCCCCUGACAAAAACACCCGCCACCAAAGUCCAUCUUUCGGGUCAACAGAAUUCUACACAAAAUAAAACACAAGACUGCCAACAGCAAGCCGCGGUAACGGGCGGCACAGCGACAACAGGAACAGUGAGUUCGGGACAAGCGAAGAAUUCGAAUAGCAAAAGCCACCAGGAUACGGGGAAUGAAUUUGUAUCGCUCUAGUAUUACGGGACCCAGGUGUAA